AUGCGGCACGUGUCAGACUAUGUCUACGAUGCUCUCCCAAGACAUGGGACGAUCCGCAUCCUUGUGCUGAGCCCCGCCAUCGAUUUCCAAGCGCCAAUCGAAGCUUAUUUCGAGUACGACGACCAAGAAUUGUCUCAAAACAACACGACUUCGUCAGCAGGCUUCAAUGCAGUGUCAUACUGCUGGGGAGAGCCUAGUUUUACGCAUAAGAUCUUCUUUAAGAGUGGGUCCCUUGGGAGCACGGCGUCAUUGGCUAUUACCGCAAAUGUCGACUGCAUGCUUCGGCAUUUGCGGAAGCCUUACAAAGAGAGGCGCCUCUGGAUCGACGCUAUAUGUAUCAACCAGGCUGACGUGGAGGAGAAGACUGUCCAAGUCCGCCUAAUGGGCAACAUCUACAGGGCUGCUCUCAAAGUCCAUGUCUGGCUGGGCGCCGGGGGCACAUUCGACGCGCAAGCAGCUUUCUCGUAUCUGAAGCGGCUCGUUGUUACAGACGAGCUAAAGUGGGAUUCUUUGUUGAAGUCAACGCAACACCACGAGAGCUAUGAGCCUAUAAAGAUAGCCUUGCAGCAGUUAUUCCUCAACCCGUGGUUCGCACGGCGCUGGAUCCUGCAGGAAAUU
Molecule: messenger RNA, 618 nt
Organism: Exserohilum turcica Et28A
Lineage: Eukaryota; Fungi; Ascomycota; Dothideomycetes; Pleosporales; Pleosporaceae
Exons: 1
Source: RefSeq, a predicted model, not a curated record